AUUAAUUACAUUGUCAAUGUCCACCCCAGUGCAGUAUGUCUCGGCACCGCAUGAACCACACCGCAGCAGCAGCCACUCAACACCUAAGCUGAUUGUGGUUGCCAAUCAAGCGCUGAUGAUCAGUACAUACAAGCACCCACAUUAGCAACCUUCUCUUGAUCGCACCAUCAAGUGCCUAGGGCGCUAGCUGAAAUGCACCUCUCCGCAGCUCUUGCAAUCCUCCCAGAUCUGUAUGUAGUCAUCAAGACCGGUCUCUGGCCCACUAUCCUGGCAAUCUGUCAUACUCCCUCUCUACUACUCCAACCACAUGAACUCUCCCACAUCUUCAUGUCUCACGUAUGGAAGCUCUUCAGUAACGGCGUCGACGGAAACGCAAAGGCCACCAAACAAAAGCUCAUCACCCCACACGCAUACGGCGUAGUACUCGACAUCGGCGCAGGACACGGACAUACCAUCAACUACCUCGACCGCUCCCGCGUCACUAAAUACGUCGCCUUAGAACCCAAUACCCACAUGCACGCCGAAAUCCGGCGCACAGCCUCAGCUGCCGGAUACACCGAAUCCACCGGCAGCGCUCCUCAUCCUCUCCUGCGGCGCCGAACAUAUCAGCACGAUCCUCUCUUCCCUCCCACCUGUCGACACUCUCACACCAUAUCGGGCUUAAUCACGGAGGUACUGUUCUACGAACAUUGUCUUAGCGAUAGGAGGGAUGUUGGGUGGUGGCAGGCAGUUUUGGACGCCGCUUUGGAGCGUGUUUUUCGGGGGAGGUGGAUUGAGGAUGUUGGGGGGUGGGUUGAGGGAGAAGGUGUGUGGGAGAUGGAUAAGGAGAUGGAAGAGCACCUGUUUGGGUAUCGAGCGGGGAGAUUUGUUAAAGCGGGGUAGAUGCAUUCAACAAGAACAGUCGGGCAAUAUCGAAUUUUAAAUGUAUUGUGAGCACGUACUAU
This is a messenger RNA of Suillus subalutaceus, 944 nucleotides long. RefSeq lists its product as uncharacterized. The coding region runs from base 193 to 882 and encodes 229 amino acids. The transcript is spliced from 6 exons. The record is from RefSeq and is a predicted model, not a curated record. Lineage: Eukaryota; Fungi; Basidiomycota; Agaricomycetes; Boletales; Suillaceae.